Messenger RNA from Eimeria tenella, 586 nucleotides. RefSeq lists its product as uncharacterized. NCBI's taxonomy places the organism in Eukaryota, Apicomplexa, Conoidasida, Eucoccidiorida, Eimeriidae. The annotation marks the transcript as partial. The transcript has a single exon. The record is from RefSeq and is a predicted model, not a curated record.
CCGCCGCAGCAGUAGCAGCAAUGCGAGCACCGCCAACAGCAACAAGAGCAGCGAGAGAAAAAUAAGCAGCAGCAGCAGCAGCAACGCGGGCAUCAGCAACAGCAGCAGCAGUAGCAGCAGCACGAGCGCCAUCAAAGCAGCAGCAGCAGCACGGGCGUCAGCAAAAGCAGCACCAGCAGCAGCACGAGCAUCAGCAAGCGCCGAAGCAGCAGCAGCAGCAGCAGACCAGAACGCGGGAAUCCUUGAGCUGCUGCAGCACAGUGCCCAGCCUGGCCGCGGAGCCCACGAGGGCCAAAGAAGAAGAGACCAGCGAAAGGUGACCUGUGUGUUUAUUUUUGUAAUUCAAAAAGGCCUGGGGAAGCCGCGAAAAUAUCACUGCAGCGCAGCACACACAGCCCAGGAAGCCCUGCAGCAGCAGCAGCAGCAGCAGCUGCUGCUGCUGCUGCUGCAGCUGCUGCUGCUGCUGCUGCAGCAGCUGCAGCAGGAGCAGGAGCAGCAGCAGCUGCAGCAGCAGCAGCAGCAGCUGCAGCAGCAGCGGCUGCAGCAGCAGCAGCAGCACAGGGAGCGACGGCCGCGCAUAGGGUAG